AUGUCCAGCCCUGUCGCCAUGAUCGUGCUUCUGCUUCUGCUGGUGGUGGUGGUGGUGUCUGCCGCCGUGUCGCCAGCUGCUCCGGCGCCGGCGUCGUCGGGCAGCACCGAGGUGGCUGCAGGCGAGCGGAGGCCACCGUCGCUCGUGCCGUUCGGGCCGAGACAGCAUGGCGGCGGACGGCAGCAGCCGUUGUUCCACGGGCGGGCGGCCGGCGGGUGCAUGCCGAGAGGGUUCCGCGUGCCGCCGUCCGCGCCCAGCCGGUACGUCAACUACAACACCCUCGACGCCGGCGUGUGCGCUCACGUCGGCCGUGGCCGGAAGCCAUGA
This is a messenger RNA of Miscanthus lutarioriparius, 327 nucleotides long. The record is from the annotation of a GenBank genome assembly. Lineage: Eukaryota; Viridiplantae; Streptophyta; Magnoliopsida; Poales; Poaceae.